AUGGCACAGUGCACCCGUUCGUUUAGGGACAUGUACAACAUGGUCUUGAAGGCGCCCUUGUUGGUAUUCUUUGUUUGGACCGACAAUGUUAUUCCAGGGAUUGUUCCAAAGGGUGACAAGGAUUGCGAAAGGUGGCACCCGACUGUUCGCGACGGAUCAGCUCAAAGGGACCACGGAAAGCGCAGUGUUGGGUUCAAGUCUCCGCCCGUCUUCCGGAUCCGAGGGGCCAAACAUCCCCCUCAAUCUAUUCAUCAUCGGGAUGACAAUAAUCUCACUUUCUUGUUCGCCUUACGGAGAUUCCUAUCCCUAUUUUCCCUCCAUGUUCAAAGGACAACUCUCGGUACUGGAGAUGUGGAAUCUGCGAUAGACCCCCAGUUCGUUGUGGCUGCGCCAUCCACCAGCCUUCUGAUCGCCAAUCCUCCCGCAGUCCCCAUUGUCUCUUCAGCUCGGCAGUGUCUCACGAAUAAGAUAGGGAGAACACUAAACCCGGACUGGGAUGACAAUUUUCAGCAGAUUGCGUACGCCGUCUCUAUCCAUCCCUGUCUGCCUCGUGCAAAACCCAGAGAAUUGCCUGUCAACAAUGAGCCCCCAAACAUAUCACCUGACCACGAUUUGACGGACUCCUGUGGGUUCAAGUUGCCUUGCCAUGCCGUAUCGGGUUACGGUUCAGGUACACCCGCACUGGACCGUACUUUCCUGGUUCUCGCCAUUCACUAUCCAUCUCCAAAUGAUAACGCCCGUCGUCCAAUAAACAGCAGAAAUGCGGGAAGAAUGGGCUUCAGGCAUCGUAUGUCGUCCAUGUGUUUUGGCCCCGAAAUGAAGGUGGGCCUACGGUCCAGCUAG
Aspergillus niger is the source of this 843-nucleotide messenger RNA. RefSeq lists its product as hypothetical. The coding region runs from base 1 to 843 and encodes 280 amino acids. The transcript has 6 exons. Lineage: Eukaryota; Fungi; Ascomycota; Eurotiomycetes; Eurotiales; Aspergillaceae. The record is from RefSeq and is a predicted model, not a curated record.